AUGCAUCCUCGCCGUUCUGACUACAAAAAGAGACUGCCCGUCGAUCGGUCUGUUCGGAUCGAUCUAUUGCUAACUCAUUCUGUUUAUCUAUCUAUCUAUCUAUCUAUCUAUCUAUCUAUCUAUCUAUCUAUCUAUCUAUCUAUCUAUCCUCCCAUUAUGUUCCUAACUCAUUCUGUUCAUCUAUCUAUCUAUCUAUCUAUCUAUCUAUCUAUCUAUCUAUCUAUCUAUCUAUCCUCCCAUUAUGUUCGUAUGUAUUUUCCCAUUAUCUAUCUAUCUAUCUAUCUAUCUAUCUAUCUAUCUAUCUAUCUAUCUAUCUAUCUAUCUACCCUCCCAUUAUGUUCGUAUGUAUUUUCCCAUUAUGUUCCUAUCUAUCUAUCUAUCUAUCUAUCUAUCUAUCUAUCUAUGUUUUUCAUAAUUUUUUCUAUUCAUAUUCUUUCCCUAAAACCAACCGUUGACCCUUCCUUUGCAAUAGCACCUAUUAUUUUUCUCUUCAUCCUUCAAGUUUUUCGCUGGCCUUUCUUUCGGCAACAUUUUUUGCAAAAUGCUUUUCCACACAUCCGUCCCCUCCGACAUGAAAACUUUCUGUCGCUUUCCUCCUUUUUUUUUUCUCUUGCUUUGAUUAAGGGAGGGCAUUGUUUACUUAAAAUCCUCCACCUCCUCCUCCUCCUCUUCCUCCUCUCCUUCUUCUUCUUCUUCUUCUUCUUCUUCUUCUUCUUCUUCUUCUUCUUCUUCUUCUUCUUCUUCUAUUAUCAUUAUUAUAUUUAUUCCACCUUUUCUUCUCUUCUUUUUCUUCAUCUCCUUCCUCUUCUUCUUCUUCCUCUUCUUCUUCUCCCCCCCCCACUCGGCUGCAUGCACUUCUUCGGUCUCCCCCCACCGAACCAACACAAAUUCACUUUCACCUCUCUUGUCCCUAUCUCUGGCCAUGAAACAUGUGAGGGUUUUUCUCUACUCCAUUCUUUUCACCAAAUUCCCUUUUUAUUUCAUAUUUUCAGUAAACAACUUUCUUUUCUACGCAGUCUUUUCUUUUUUUCUUUCUUUCUUUCUUUCUUUCUUUAUUUUAUUUUUUCGAAGGAGAAUACCGCAAGCUACGCUUUCAAAAGAAAGCAACUUUCCUCCUCUCCCUCCUCCUCCUCCUCCUCUUCUUCUUCUUUUUUCUAUCAUCUUUUACUUUCCUUUAUACAUCUUAUUUAUCAACUAAUUAUUAUUUCUUCUUCUUCUUCUUCUUCUUCUUCUUCUUCUUCUUCUUCUUCUUCAUCAUCUUCUUCUUCUUCUUCUGUUUCCGCUUUCACACCUUCUUUACACUGUUCAAAACGUUCCUUCUUUUUUUUCCUUCUUUCCUCCAUUUUCUGUUCUGUAUCGUAUUCGAUGCACAGCUACUUGUUUCUCUACUUCCUGCAUUCUUUAGAUAUUUACUUUCUUUCCACUCCAAUCCCCCUUCCUCUUUCUUUAUUUCAUUCCUUGUUUCUUUCCUCCCUUCACUCACUCCUUUUUCAUUAUUCAUCUCUUAUGUUAACAACUUCUUUUUUCUCCUCGCUUUUAUUUCAUUAUCAACCACUCCCUCAUAUAUCUUUUUUUCUCUCUCACAUUUUGAUACUUAUAUCUCUAUAA
This is a messenger RNA of Acanthosepion pharaonis, 1608 nucleotides long. Lineage: Eukaryota; Metazoa; Mollusca; Cephalopoda; Sepiida; Sepiidae. The record is from the annotation of a GenBank genome assembly.